AUUCACUACUCUUUCCCAUUCAAUAGUGUGGUUGCGUGGCUAUAAUUAAUUUUGAAUUGUGUUCAAUAAUCUUUUUUAUAACAAUUGCAAGCGUUAGGGACACGCAAUUAUCCUUUACUCAACAAAACACUACGAACGUUAAACAAAUAAGACAUUUUCGCAUCCUUUGAAAUACCGAAUUGUCAGCGAAAACAUAGCAAGAUUGGGACGGUAAUUUCGUAAAUUCCUUUGUCGUCGUGCGAAGAAAACCUAGAGUGUGAAAAACGUGAUUUUGUGAACGAGACGAAGAAAAGAAAGCGUAAAAAAUCCACAAAAUAAAGUGUAAAUGCAAUAAAGUAAACCGUAAGGGAAGAGUUAAAGUGCGUGGUGUAAUCAGAAGAUUACUUUUGCAUAAAGAAACAGGGCCGAGUCUGUUACAAAAUACAAUAGCGACACAGAAAAAUUCCGUAGAAAAAAUCCGUUGAAGGUUAUCUUUUUUGGAUUGGUUUUCUAAAAUCGAAUCACCGGAGUGCAAGAGAGUGAGUGAGUGAACGAGCGUGUUGUUGCUGCUGCUGCUGCGUACGUGUGUGUGAGUGCGCGUAGAAGUAAACCGGAGUGUACCGCCUCAAUCGAAGUGGAUUAAAAAAGAAAGACGAAAGGCAACACAAACACACAAAUUGCAAAAAAAAACAUAAAACAAAAAUGGCUCAGGAAAACUCAGAUAUGUCCACAAAAUUCUCAACAUUAAAUGUCAAUGCUGCGGAAUUCGUCCCAAGUUUUGGUAGUUUCAGUGCAGCAGUGGUCAGUUCGAUAAACAGUGACAGUCCGGCUGUUGCUGCCACCGCCGCCGCCGCCACCACAAUUGCCCCCAUGGACACAACCAGCGUGCCUGCUUCAGCCAGCGGCACUCCUGCCACCACACCUAAUUCGGAUGCAUCUGUAUCGGGUUCCAUAAAUGCUCUAAAUCAGGCCGGCGAUGUGCCGCCAGCGGAGUCACCGAUGCAAACGUCACCUGUAAAGACUGCGGCCCCUGUGGAAAAUAUCAAUACAGCCGAUAAAAUUGCAGCUAACAAUGAAAAUGAUCCUGCCGACAGUUGGGAUGUUGAAGAUGAACCCGUCAUAACGCCUGAUGAGGAUGAAAUCGAUGAUGUUGAAGAUGUUGAGGGUGAUGCCACACCAAAGGUAUCCAAGAAGAAAAUACCAAAAGUUGAAGAAUCACGAAGCAAAAAGGAACAUGUGAAUGUCGUUUUCAUUGGCCAUGUUGAUGCUGGUAAAUCAACAAUUGGUGGUCAAAUCAUGUCCUUGACUGGCAUGGUAGAUAAACGUACUCUGGAGAAAUACGAACGUGAGGCUCGUGAAAAGUCCCGUGAAAGUUGGUAUCUGUCAUGGGCACUGGACACAAAUCAAGAGGAACGUGACAAAGGCAAAACUGUUGAAGUGGGCCGAGCCUAUUUCGAAACAGAGCGUAAACAUUUUACAAUUUUGGAUGCUCCUGGUCACAAGAGUUUUGUACCAAAUAUGAUUGGUGGUGCCGCGCAAGCUGAUUUAGCUGUAUUGGUUAUUUCAGCGCGAAAAGGUGAAUUCGAAACUGGUUUCGAUCGUGGUGGGCAAACACGCGAACACGCUAUGUUGGCCAAGACAGCUGGUGUUAAGCAUUUGGUGGUACUGGUUAAUAAAAUGGACGACCCAACAGUGAACUGGGAUGAGGCGCGUUACAACGAAUGUAAAGACAAGAUCCUUCCUUACCUCAAAAAGCUUGGUUUUAAUCCUGCUAAGGAUCUAACCUUUAUGCCAUGCUCUGGAUUAAGUGGAGCCGGUUUGCGUGAUCCUAUUCCCGAUUCCAUAUGUCCCUGGUUUAGUGGACCAGCGUUCAUUCCCUUCAUCGAUUUGUUGCCUUCACUUAACCGCAAAGCCGAUGGGCCAUUCAUUAUGCCCAUUGUAGACAAAUACAAGGAUAUGGGAACGGUGGUCAUGGGUAAGGUGGAGUCGGGUACAGCGCGAAAGGGUCAAAAUUUAUUAGUCAUGCCUAAUAGGACACAAGUUGCGGUUGAUCAACUUUGGUCGGAUGACGAUGAAGUCACAUCUGUGGGUCCGGGUGAAAAUGUUAAAAUUAAACUGAAGGGCAUUGAAGAAGAAGAUGUCUCACCUGGUUUCGUUUUAUGUGACGCCUCCAAUCCUAUUAAAACCGGCAAAAUAUUUGACGCUCAAGUUGUCAUUUUAGAGCACAAAUCAAUUAUCUGUGCUGGUUAUUCGGCGGUAAUGCACAUACAUUGUGCAGCUGAAGAAGUAACUGUAAAAGCCCUCAUUUGCUUGGUUGAUAAAAAGACCGGCGAUAAAUCAAAAUCACGUCCAAGAUUCGUCAAACAAGAUCAGGUGGCAAUUAUGAGAAUUGAAUGUUCCGGUAUGAUUUGCUUAGAACAAUUUAAACUAUUCCCACAAAUGGGAAGAUUUACUCUGAGAGAUGAAAAUAAAACAAUUGCUAUUGGCAAAGUAUUGAAGGUGAUCGAGUAAAUUGAGCCAAGCUUAAUUUUUAUUUUUCUUGAGUGCUUCAAGCCCCGCCUUUUUUUAAAAACAAAUGAAAAAUAAUAUUAAAAACAAAAAAAAAAAAAAACAACAUAUUAACAUCUAAUUUUAAUAGGCUUUUUAAGCCCAGCCGUCAAACAUAGGAAACAAUUGAAAGCCGUAAGUGGAGAACUACCAGAUGAAAACAACAUAAAAUUUCGAGAUAAAAAAAAAAUCAUUGCAAAAACCUACCAACACCUAUCUUUAAAAUCGAAAUAAACAGAACUUGAACUUUAUUAAAAAUAAAAACAAACGAAACGAAGGAAAAAACAAGGAUCUUUAAUAAAUUAUAAAAGAAAAAACAAAAAAAAAAGAAAUAAACAUGAGAAAAAACAAAAUUAAAGAAAAAGCGUGUCGUAUAAAAAAUAUAUAUUAUAUUAUUACUAUUAUUGAAUAUUUAAAAAAGGAAAAAAAGAAAAGAAAACAAACCAGAAUAGAAUUAUAUAUGAGUAUCGUAAUUAUUUAAUUUUUUUUGUUAACUUAAAGUAUAUACAACAACAGCAACCAAUUGGAAAACGAGUGAAGGAAUUAUUUACAAAAAAAAAAAAAAAACACAAAAAAUAAGAAUACUACAGCUGCUGAAACUGCAAAAAGAAGAAAGAAAAAACCUACUCUCAAUUUUACAAAACAAACGAACUGAACAAGAAGAAAACCAUCAUCAUUUAUUAUGUAUAAGAAAAUAAAUAACAAAAAUCUUGUUUUCCUUGUGCUGCUCUCGGUUCCCAAAAUUCAAUCAAAUCAAAUGUAGAAAAUUUAAAUACAUUUUUACAUAGCAGGUGGUUUUUGGUUUUUUUGUUUUGGGACAACUGCAUAACUUUUUGGUUUUGCUAUUCUUAUUUAUUUUGCGCAAUAAAACAACCCAAUGUUCAUCAAAAGGUGAACCGGAAGUUGAAGAAGAACAACACACUUAAUGAUAACACCAAUCACAUUCACUCAUGAAAAAAACAACAAAAACAAAACAAAACAAAACAAAAAGGAAUGAAGUAUAAAUAAAAGAAGAGAAAUUCUUUAAACCAGAACAAGAACAACAACAAACUAAUAGUCACUAAAUUACCAUUAAGCAAUUUGCAAAGGCCUAUCUACAACACAACAGUCACAGUUAAUAUUUGUUCUAAAUAUACCUUAUUUUUUUGAAUUAGUUGGAUGAUGAUAUAGAACAUUAUAUUAUAUACAUGUAUAAAACUAAUUUUGAAUCCAUAAUAAUUCCCCCAUGUUAUCUAUACGCAUCCAUGUGCUUUAGUUAAUGGUGAAAGGAAAAACCAUUGGCAGUUUUUGCUAAUCCCCUUUCUACUUCUCCUACUCGUAAAAUUAUUUUUUGGUCCUCUCCUUAUUACCACCCACAAACGAUACAUGCAAUUGCUUUAAAUUUAAAAUUCAAAAUUAAAUCAAAACAUAUAAGAAUCCGAUUUUUUA
Stomoxys calcitrans (stable fly) is the source of this 3954-nucleotide messenger RNA. RefSeq names its product eukaryotic peptide chain release factor GTP-binding subunit ERF3A (gene eRF3). The coding region runs from base 682 to 2490 and encodes 602 amino acids. The record is from RefSeq and is a predicted model, not a curated record. Gene Ontology annotation, cellular component: translation release factor complex. Gene Ontology annotation, molecular function: translation release factor activity; GTPase activity; GTP binding. The transcript is spliced from 7 exons. Gene Ontology annotation, biological process: translation. NCBI's taxonomy places the organism in Eukaryota, Metazoa, Arthropoda, Insecta, Diptera, Muscidae.